Ectocarpus sp. CCAP 1310/34 is the source of this 1303-nucleotide messenger RNA. Lineage: Eukaryota; Phaeophyceae; Ectocarpales; Ectocarpaceae. The record is from the annotation of a GenBank genome assembly.
AUGUUGGUACAGAGCAUCGUCAAGGUGUGGGGUAGAGGGGGCCACGCGAAGGAUGUCCGCGGUCUGGUUAUGGCUCUCAACGCCGCCGCCGGGGGAGGGGAAGACCCCAACAACGUCGUGUGCAACAACGUUGGAGGAUCCGAGCCGCAAUCACAAUCACAGCCGCAUACGCAGGACGGUCAAAACCCCAGCGGCAGAAUCGGGAACCACGACGACGACCGUGCGUAUUCCGUGGGCGACCGUGCCUCCCUCCAGCACACCCUGGGACAGGCGCAACCUGGGUUGUAUGUACGAAAUGGCAGCUGGGCUCGACCUGAAGGGUUUGUUCCCGCAAGUGUGGCGCCCAUCGGUGACGAGCAUGACCCCGCAGUCGGCUCGUGGCAUUCCUGGGGGACCGAGAAGAUGGAUGGCGUAAGCUCGGGCACGCAGGACUUGUGGGAUGGGGAUUCGAACGCAGGGUACCCCCGGGCAAGGGAGGCGACGAGCCACCCGAGCGAUGGUUUCGGGACAAGUCGCGAGCACCACCCCAAUGUGCGUGCGACGUGGCAGCCGGUCGCUGAACCAGCAGGAGCUGGGGGGAGAAAUGGUAGCCGAUGGGGAGCGUUUGCGUCCAACCGCGCAACGGAGGUCUUGGACGGGCGCCUAGGGCCCAACCAGGAGGCGUUACAAGACCCGAAUUUCGUCACGUGCCUCGAGACAGCCCCGGCCAAGCGGCGCGCCAGCCCGACGCCUGGGAAGAGAAGGAGAAAAUGCGGCCCACCGAGCAGCUCAGACUCGCCAUUGGAGGACGGGGCGUCGAGGUCGAGGUAUCGCAGGACGUUGGAAUACCAGCAGCAGGCGGCGUCGAACAACGGUGCUGCGGCGGACGCUGGCGAUGCACGUGGAAGGGGCGGUCCUCAGUGGCAGCAGGAUGGUGUGACCAUGCGCCGCGCCUGGUCCUGCUCAAGCUCAAGCGCGUCGGGCGCGAGUCUGUACGGGGGCCCGAUGACAUACACGCGGGACGGCGGAUGGGAAGACGGGAGGCGGGAUCCGUGCGGGACGAACCGUGGCCGUGUUGGUGCCGUCGACCAAGAGUGGUCUCGCCCCGCCCACAGCGCUAGUGGUUACGGUGGCAUGUCAAGGGAGGGGAGUGUGCUCACGUCAGAGUUGAAUGGUAGGGGCAGAAGAAGUAGCACUGCUUCGACACCACCGAACAGCAGUGCACCCGGUGGCACCGGUGUCGUGGGAGCAACAAGAGGUCCCUCUUCAUCGUCAAGGUGGAGCAAGUUUGCGCGAUGAGACACAAGAUGGAUCAUCACAUUUA